AUGGGUACCCAGAUUCAGGAACGAGAUCUCGGUCCGGAUGAUUUCGGAGGGGAUGAUUACGAGGGCUGCAACGAGUACCUGAACAUCACCAGGCCCGACGUGAUUGCCGACAUCCACCGCAGGUAUCUGGAAGCCGGCGCGGACAUUAUCGAGACCAACACCUUCGGCGCUACAAGCGUUGUGUUGGCGGAAUAUGACCUGGCGGAACACGCACGCCGCAUCAACCGGGAAGCCGUACAGAUCGCACGUGCCGUGGUUGAAGAAUUCGGGUCCGCGCAGCCGGAACAGCCGCGAUUCGUGGCGGGAGCCAUGGGGCCGACGACGCGUACGAUUUCGGUAACCGGCGGGCUGACCUUUGAUGAACUGGCUGCUGACUACCACCAACAGGCGGCGGGAUUAAUCGAAGGCGGCGCCGACUUUCUCCUUCUGGAAACCAGUCAGGACACCACUAACGUCAAGGCGGGACUGGAAGGCAUCGACAGGGCGUUCGCGGAGUUGGGCCUGGAGUUACCUGUGGCCGUGCAAGGCACGAUAGAGCCCAUGGGCACAUUGCUGGCGGGGCAGGACGCCGAGGCGUUUUACACGUCGUUGGCGCAUCGCGAUCUGCUGUGGGUGGGGUUCAACUGCGCCACCGGGCCGGAGUUUAUGACCGACCACGUGCGGACGUUGUCAGGUUUGUCUCGGGGGAACGUGGCGUGCGUACCGAAUGCGGGCCUGCCGGACGAAGACGGGAACUACAACGAGACUCCGGAGAUGGUUGCGGCCACGCUGAUGCGGUUCGCGGACAAUGGCUGGCUGAACGUGGCGGGUGGGUGCUGUGGCACCGGUCCCGAACAUAUACGGCAAAUUGCGGAAGGGAUGCGCGGCAAAUCACCCAGGAUUGGAAACCCCGAAAUCGAGACCAGGGUGUCGGGCAUUGAAGCGGUAGUGGUGAACGAAGACACCCGUCCAACGAUCGUUGGGGAGCGGACGAAUGUGCUGGGGAGCCGUCGGUUUAAACGGCUGAUCAGCGGCGAACGGUUUGAAGAGGCGGCGGAAGUCGGCCGUCGACAGAUCCGCAACGGCGCUCACGUGUUGGACGUUUGCCUGCAGGAUCCGGAUCGGGACGAAACCGAGGACGUGAUCAGGGAAAAAUCGAUCAUCAAUUCCAUCAACCUGGAAGACGGGGAAGAGCGGUUUCAGACAGUGGUGCCGCUGGCCCGUCGUUACGGGGCGGCGCUGGUGGUUGGGUGCAUCGACGACGACCCAAAUCAGGCACAGGCCGUCACCAGGGAACGCAAACUGGAGAUUGCCCAGCGUUCACAUCGCUUGCUGACCGAAAAAUACGGUGUGCCCGAAGAGGACAUCAUCUUCGAUCCCCUGGUAUUUCCGGCGGGAACGGGUGAUGUCAACUACGUGGGUUCCGCUGCCGAAACCAUCGAAGGCCUGAAACUUAUCAAGGAAGCGCUGCCGGUCACCAAAACAAUUCUGGGCAUUUCCAACGUGUCGUUCGGGCUGCCGGCCGCCGGCCGUGAGGUGUUCAACUCGGUUUUCCUGUACCACUGCACGCAAGCCGGGCUGGACAUGGCGAUCGUGAACUCGGAGUUAUUGCAGCGUUAUACCACGAUACCCGAAGAAGAGCGCCGGCUGUCUGAGGACCUGAUAUGGAAUCGGGGCGACGAUCCGGUGGCGGCGUUUGCGGCGCAUUUCCGCGACCGGGCUCCGCGAUCAACGGUUGAAGAGCGAUCGGCGUUACCGCUGGACGAGCGUUUGUCUAAAUGCAUCAUCGAGGGUAGCAAGGAAGGCUUGGCGAAUGACCUUGACCUGGCGAUGAAGGACCGUGAGCCUUUGGACAUCAUCAACGGGCCGUUAAUGGCGGGGAUGGAUGAGGUUGGGAGACAGUUCAACGCCAAUGAGUUGAUAGUUGCAGAAGUUCUGCAAAGCGCCGAGGCGAUGAAAUUCGCGGUUUCGCAUCUGGAACCCCACAUGGAGCGCGCGGAUGCCGCCUCCCGCGGGAGGGUGUUGCUGGCAACGGUGAAGGGAGAUGUCCACGACAUCGGGAAAAACCUGGUGGAGAUUAUCCUGUCCAACAACGGUUAUCGCGUGGUGAACCUGGGCAUCAAGGUGGCGCCGCAAGAUUUGAUAGCCGGAUGCCGGGAGCACAAUCCGGAUAUAGUGGGAUUGUCGGGAUUGCUGGUGAAGUCGGCGCAGAUGAUGGUUGAAACGGUGCGGGAUUUUCGCGCGGCCAACAUCCGGGCGCCGGUGUUGGUGGGCGGCGCCGCAUUGUCAAACCGGUUCACGCGGCUGCGGAUCGCGCCGGAAUAUGAUGGACUGGUGGCCUACGCUCAGGACGCGAUGACCGGGCUGGCGCUUGCAAACGUGAUACAGGAUGCUGAUGAGCGCGAACGUCUGGCGGCCAGGCUGGCCAUAGAAACGGAAGAAUUGCAGGCGGCAACGGCCGCCAGGAGCUAA
Molecule: messenger RNA, 2451 nt
Organism: Geodia barretti
Lineage: Eukaryota; Metazoa; Porifera; Demospongiae; Tetractinellida; Geodiidae
Source: the annotation of a GenBank genome assembly